This is a messenger RNA of Entamoeba dispar SAW760, 1659 nucleotides long. RefSeq lists its product as uncharacterized. The record is from RefSeq and is a predicted model, not a curated record. NCBI's taxonomy places the organism in Eukaryota, Evosea, Mastigamoebida, Endamoebidae. The coding region runs from base 1 to 1659 and encodes 552 amino acids. The transcript has a single exon.
AUGUGUGCAUGCGACUAUGAUAAGUACACACAUGAGAUUGAAAACCAUAUCUAUAUAGUUAGUAAGUACUAUCCAAAAAUCAACACAAACAUUGGAUUUCUAAAAGCCAAAUGCAAAAAGGUUAAAGAAUACUUUAUAAACUAUUUUGAUAAGAAAGUUCAAGUAAUCAGCGAUAUGCUCAAUUUGAUUGGUGACAUGUCUUUGUUCAAUGGUUCUACAAAUAAAGUUAAUGAAUGUCGGCAGUGGAUUUACCAACAAAUCCAAUCAAUAAACUUUCUAAAGCAAACACAAGACAUUCAAAAUAGAAUUAAAACGGGUAAAAGUAUAGAUUCGAUAAACUUUGAUCGGUUAGUAAAAAAAUUUGUUGAAGAUUAUAAAAAAUCCCCAUCUAUUGAAUUAGAAAAAAACACUGUUUAUUGCAAAAUUUUAAAACAAACAAAAGAAGAUAAAUCAAAACAAUCAGGUGCAUUUAGUCGGACUAAACCCUCUGAUUUAGAAAGUCAAAUUGAUGAAUUGAAAAGAGAAAAAGAAUAUUUACAAAAUAAAUAUAGUGCAUUGGUAAAACAAAAAGAUGAAACGAUCACUGAGUUGACAGAAACAAACGAAAAAAUCAUAGAGCAAAUAGCAAGUCAUGAAAAAAAUUGCUCAAAAGUUAUUAAGGAUUUUGAAGAAAUAGAUCAAAAAUUUAUAAUUGAGAAACAAAGACAACGCAAAGAAUUUGAGCAAAAGCUUAAAGAGAUUAAACUACAAAAUGAACAGGAUACUGAGCAAAUUGUUUCUGAGACAAAAAAAUUACAAAAUGAAGUAAUAAGUUUAAAAGAAAACAUUGAAACAAAAAAAAAAGAGUGUAAUAACUUAAACCAACAAUUAGAUGGACUAAAGAAACAAUUAUACGAUUAUCUAAUGAUGCAAAAUAGUCCUAAAGGAGUCACAUUCAAAGAUAAACUGGAGCCAAACACAGAAUAUUUUAUUGUUCUUACAUCAAACAUCAAUGAGAAUAAAGUCUCUCUUCCUCGAGUAAAUCAAUGUAUGUUAGGAGCUAACCUUGAAGUUGAAUUAUACCAACACGACCUCCAACGUUAUGGUUCUGGCAAUCAAUUUACCAUUAAAGAACAAGGAUCGCAAUUGUCACAAGAAAAAAGGUGUGAUAUCCAGAUAAAAAUUAUUAAAAGUCCAGAGGACGAAAAGGAAGAAGACAAAGAAGAGGAGGUAACGGAAUGUACAGACAAUUAUCUAAAACAUCAAUUGAUUCAACAAAUAGUUGAAAUUCCUCUAAACAUUUUUUUAACAGGAGGGACAAUAGAAGUAGCUAUAGCAAAUAAUAGUUUAAUAGUUCCUAUUCCUGUUGGAGAAAGUGAAGGGUUUUCAUUAAGCUAUAAUUCUGUUUCCAUGGACAACGAUGGAAAUAUUAUAGAUGUUGUUUUAAAAACAAAAUACCUUGAGGACCCUCAUUAUCAAAGAGUGGGAGAUGACUUAAUUGGAUUUUUCCAAUAUUCACAAGAAAAUGCUGGUGCAAUGGCCCCAGUUCCUUAUAUUAUUGAGGGCCAAUCAUUAGGAGAAUUUGUUUUACAGCCUGGAAAAUUUAGGUAUCAAGGAUAUGGUUUUGCUUCACCAACAGGAACACGAGGAGAUUAUUGGUUGCACAUUGAACUUAUUUAA